UCAAAAAGGAUGAGCAAAGAUGUCAAGGCAUUAAAUAUUGUGAAUUUAGUGAUCCAAUCUAUCUUAAUACUGUUUAUAAUAAUGUUGAUGUUGAUUCAGAUUUAUAUUGCAAAAUGGUCACAAAUCAAGAAAUAAAUA
Messenger RNA from Cetraspora pellucida, 138 nucleotides. Lineage: Eukaryota; Fungi; Glomeromycota; Glomeromycetes; Diversisporales; Gigasporaceae. The record is from the annotation of a GenBank genome assembly.